AUGAAUAGAAUGCGCUUAAAUUCGGAUUAUAUUCCGCUGAUUGAUGAAGAAGCACCGCGUUAUCGAAUAGUCAUUCCGUUUAAAAAACUAGCGUGGUUCACGGUCGCGCUACCAUUUUUUGGAUUUAUUUUCUGUGUUGUGUGGUCCGUUACUUAUAACUUUGAACAUGCUACUUCAACUCACUGCAAUGUAUACAACGUUUUGCCGUCAAUAUCUGCGGCUAUUGGUCACUAUGAACCGCAGAGAGAUGUUUGGAAAACAGCAAUUGCUAUCCAAGCAGUUAUUAGAGCUUUAAUAUUUGUUAUGUACUAUUACUAUUAUCAACAAACUACAUACAGAUGGGCGCAAGGAGUUAUUAACAUUGCGCUGUUUAGUUAUGCUGUUGAAAAUAUUUCAUUGGUUACACUGAGCUUCUGGACUUCUAAUCAAAACUACGCUUUCCACAAAUUAUCCUUUAUCACAUUCUUGUUAAUGUCUUUCGUGCAUAUGAUGGUAGCAACUUAUAUAUGCAAAAACUGCCGAAGUACCCCUCGAGAUCCCUCUGAAUCAAAAUCAAGUGUUUUAAAAGUUCGAGCUAUGCUUCUGAACGUCAUAUCAAUUUUAUCAGCUUGUUAUUUCUUCUGGAGACACAAUCGAUACUGCGAACCUUUUGUUUACUCAAUGUUCGCUUUCUCAGAAUACAUGGUCGUUAUGACCAACAUGCUGUUCCAUUUAACAGCAGCAUGGGAUUUUGCUGAACGGAGGCUAUUAAUAUCUACCAGAGGUCUGAGAAUUGUUUGA
Molecule: messenger RNA, 780 nt
Organism: Cotesia congregata
Lineage: Eukaryota; Metazoa; Arthropoda; Insecta; Hymenoptera; Braconidae
Source: the annotation of a GenBank genome assembly